Messenger RNA from Lucilia cuprina (Australian sheep blowfly), 884 nucleotides. Its product is annotated as glutathione S-transferase 1-1. Gene Ontology annotation, molecular function: glutathione transferase activity. Bases 186 to 812 code for a protein of 208 amino acids. Lineage: Eukaryota; Metazoa; Arthropoda; Insecta; Diptera; Calliphoridae. The record is from RefSeq and is a predicted model, not a curated record. Gene Ontology annotation, biological process: glutathione metabolic process. The transcript has 2 exons.
AGCAAAUUGUGGAAUAUUUUGCUACAAAGAAAUUAUUGUUUUUAUACCAAAAACAUACUAAUAAUCAUAGCAAAAUAAUUAAGAACUUACUAGUUUUGCAAAAUAUUCAUUAAAAAAAUUUGUCACCAUACAAAGUGACCAUAGUAACAAUUUAAAUUGUUGUUAUUUUUUCCACAAAUAUUAAAAUGGAUUUCUAUUAUUUACCCGGUUCAGCACCCUGUCGCUCUAUCAUGAUGACUGCCAAAGCUUUGGGCAUUAAACUUAACAAGAAACUGCUGAACUUACAAGCUGGCGAACACUUAAAACCGGAAUUCUUAAAAAUCAAUCCCCAACAUACCAUUCCCACCUUGGUCGACGGCGAUUUCGUCUUAUGGGAAUCUCGUGCCAUUUUAGUCUACUUAGCUGAAAAAUACGAUAAAAGUGAAACUUUAUAUCCCAAGUGUCCUAAAAAGCGCGCUGUAAUAAAUCAACGUUUAUACUUUGAUAUGGGUACUCUAUAUCAAAGCUUUUCCGAGUACUACUAUCCACAAAUCUUUGCUAAAGCUCCCGCUGAUCCUGAGAAGUAUAAGAAAAUGGAAAUGGCUAUGGAUUUUCUUAAUACUUUUCUUCAAAAUCAAAAAUAUGCCGCCGGUGAUACAUUAACUGUUGCGGAUUUGGCUUUAUUGGCCACUGUAAGUACAUUUGAAGUGGCAGGUUUUGAUUUUAGUAAAUAUAAAAAUGUCGCCAAAUGGUAUGCUAAUGCUAAGGCUGUAGCUCCUGGUUUCGAUGAAAACUGGGCAGGUUGUUUGGAAUUUAAGAAGUAUUUUGAUUGAUUUAAGAGUUAAUGAUUUUUAAUUAUUGUAAAAUUAAUUAACUUUAAAUAAAAUUAUUGAUUUCAUUUAAAA